Molecule: messenger RNA, 6269 nt
Organism: Dimorphilus gyrociliatus
Lineage: Eukaryota; Metazoa; Annelida; Polychaeta; Dinophilidae
Source: the annotation of a GenBank genome assembly
GCAGUAAUAUUUUGACUUUCCAGUUCAUCGAUAAGGGGACAGAGAGUUCAUAUUAAUAAUAUUUUACCACCCAAACGACAAACGUUUACAAAUAAAUGAUUUCUAAUGAAAGCAUUUAUGUUAUAAAAAGAGAUUUAUUUGAUCGUAUCACUAAUCCUUAAUAGACAGCCCUAUUGGUAACUGUCCAGCUAGAGGAAUUAUAGAGAAAUAUGUCAGAAACGCCAUCUGCAAAUAAAAAUCAACAAGAAGCGAGGUUACAUCACAGAAGAAGUAAGAAAUCUUUCCUAAUAAUAUUUAAUUAUAAUAAUUGUCGCUAAAACCAAUGUGUCACUUACGAUUUAUUUGAAAUAAUAUCUAAAUAAAUAAUAAAUCUAGGAGAAAAGGCAACUUAGCAAGAGAGAGAGACGAAGAUAAACAGCGACAUAGAUAGAGAGGGAAGGAGAGAGAGAGAGAGAGAUAAAGAGCGACACAGAUAGAGGGGGAAAAGAAAGAGAGGAAGGGGUAGGGGGCAGAUCGGAAAAAAGAGACAGAUAGAGCGAUAGGGAAAGAUAGAUUGAUUGAUAGAUUGACAGGCCACAGAACGAAAUAAGGAAAAUGCCAAAAAGAACUACACAAUUGCGUAAUACAUAAAAUAAGAAUAAAUUUAAUAACACGUGUUUAUACUAUUAUUUAGUCAUCGUCCAUAUCUCUUAUUCAAGAGAUGGCGCAAUCUAUGGCAGAUUUUCCACAAGUGAAAGUCAUGGUUUCAAAUAUACUGGUUUUUUCCGGAAACUUUUCCAUUCACAUCUUUUAAGGUUGUUUACAAGAAACUGUCACAAUAAAACGCGUACCGUUCUUAGUUGAACAUGUUAUUCGUUACGAUACUUUUGAACGAAACGUUGCAAUGAAUGGUGUCAAACCAAGAAUAAAUAAUAAACACAACAGCAAUUCUAUAAAUCGAUGGAGUAAAAGCCUUCGAUAUCCGAUUGGUUUGUUAUAAUAAAUAUUUUUACUUAGAUAGUCUAAAAAUAUUCUUUUAUACGAGUUCCCUAUUUGAGCAAUAUUCAUACGGACAUAUAAUAACUUAGUAUUUAACACAGCUUCGUCAUACUUCAAUGAUGAGUAAUAAUGCACUUGAAUGAAUUGAUAUGUAUUAUAUAUUUAAUAUAAAUUUAUAUAUAUAUAUGUAACCGUGUAUAUAUGUGUGACGGUGUUUAUAUCGAUUAAUUUCCAGCAUAUUCGUUUUAUAAGAAGAGGUCUAAAAAGUACGUUUAUUCCUAUUUCAGCUAUGUGCCCAGAUGUUACAAACGUUGCGAUAGCACCAUGCGUUUUAGUCAUGGUUGGCUUACCAGCUCGAGGCAAGACCUUUAUGGCAAAAAAGUUGACAAGAUAUUUAAAUUGGAUUGGUAUCAACACCAAAGGUAAUUGAAUCAACUAUUCAAUCAGUUUACUAUGUUUUGUUUUUUAUCUCAACCUCGUAUUAAAUUUUAAUUUACUUAAAGAUAUAUUGAUUAAAAAUUGCCGUUCAUAAGUCGAUAGAACUUUACUGCCUUAACCCCCCAAUUCCCUCUCCGUUUUACUUCCGCAAAAACAGAAAAAACUCUCCCUUUAUCAUAUUUUAUUUAACCAGUUUUUUUUUUUGUAAAUGCUUUUAUAUCAAAAUAAAAAAAACGCUGUAUAAAAAACCAAAACAAUCACCCUCCAGUAUUCAAUACAAGCGAUUAUAGGAGAAUUUUAAUACCUAACUACUCUACUAAGGAGUUUUUUGCCAAAAGGAAUCCGGAAUUUACAAAGAUUAGAGAGUAAGUCUUCAAAAUACAAUCAAAAUUCAAGUCUAUAAAUAUUUUUUAAUAUAAAAUGUAAACUCUUUUUUCUAAAUUUGUUAUAAACCUUUGAAUGAUUUUACUUUAUUUAUUAUAUUUAUCUUACAUUCAUAUAGACUAGAUGUUUUUUCUCGCACCUCGCAAUAGUAUUUAUAUAUUUGUGGAAUAUUUUACUAUUUAUAGAUUCUUUUUUUUAUGAAAUAAUCUCUGAGGAAAUUCGUUUUUGGAACAGAAAACUGAAAUAAAUCUAAAAUAAAACAUAUAAAAAAAAAACCAAAAUUACUCAGCUUAAUAGAUGCUAGAAAAAAAAGCAAGGGUAUUGAUUUAUAUUGAUUAACAGAAUUCAAUGUUGGAGCGUACCGUCGAGAUAAGAUGGGGGACUACAAGUCUCACGAAUUUUUUCGAAAUGAUAAUCCAGAUGCAAUGGAAAAAAGAGAGCAGUGCGCCAUGACCGCUCUAAAUGAUCUCUGCAAUUGGCUUGACUCCGGAGGUGAAGUAGGUGUCUUUGACGCUACAAAUACUACUCGAGAGAGGCGAAACAAGAUACUGCAGCUGUGCACGAAUGAACGUUGUUAUAAGACUUUCUUUAUCGAAUCUGUUUGCGAUGAUCCGACGAUAAUUGAAUCGAACGUUAAGGAAGUAAAGAUCUCCUCUCCUGAUUAUAAAAUGAUGGAUAAAGAGAAAGCUGUAGAAGAUUUUCAGAAGCGUAUUAACCACUAUGAGAUAUUUUAUGAGCCUCUUGAUGAAGAACAUGAUAGACCUUUAUCAUUUAUAAAAAUAUUUAAUCAAGGCGAGAAAUUUGUAGUCAACAGAGUCAAAGGUCAUGUUCAAUCUAGAGCUGUUUAUUAUUUAAUGAAUAUCCAUGUACUUCCGCGAACCAUAUAUAUCUCGAGACAUGGUGAAACAGAAAUGAAUUUGGAAGGCCGCAUCGGGGGGGAUAGCAACAUUUCAGAGAAUGGGAAAAACUUCGCCGAAAAGCUUAAAGAAUACUUAGAAAGAGAAAAUAUAGAAAAUCUAAGAGUUUGGACAAGUCUAUUGAAGCGAACAAAGCAGACCGUUGAGAAUAUAAAUGCUCCAAAAGAGCAUUGGAAGGCAUUGAAUGAAAUCGAUGCUGGAGUCUGUGAGGGAAUGACCUACGAAGAGAUUGCUACGAGGUACCCGGAUGAUUUUGCAGCUAGGGAUCGCGAUAAGUAUCAUUAUCGCUAUCCGGGCGGCGAAUCUUAUCAGGAUUUGGUAGCUCGCUUGGAACCCGUUAUUAUGGAAUUAGAACGUCAAGAAAACGUAUUGGUCGUUUGUCAUCAAGCCGUCGCCAGAUGCUUACUUGCUUAUUUCAUGGAUCAGGAUUCGGAAAGUUUGCCAUACGUGAAAGUACCUCUUCAUACCAUUAUCAAAUUAACCCCCAUAGCGUAUGGUUGUUUGGUUGAGCAUAUUCCGUUAAAUGUAAAUGCUGUAGAUACUCACAGAGAGAAGCCAAGGGUCGUUUCCAAGGGUCGUUCUUUUGACGAAGCUAUUAGAACCGUCCCUGUUCAUCCUAAAUAGGAGGAAAGCUUCUAAACUUUUUGAAAAUAACUUACAGUGUGACUUUUCCGCCUUUAUUAUGUUAAAUAUCGAUUCUUCUGUGUUUCAUAUUCAGAGUGGAAAGCACAUUAAUUAUCUGCAUGAUAAAAAUUCAUGAUUAUUCAAUACUUACUAUAUUUGUUCCAGAAUUAGUAAUGGCAAUUAAUUAUAGCAAAAUAUAUGUAAUUCUAUCAAGGAGUAGAGCAUUUAUUACCUUAGAAAAGAAUUAUUUAGUCCUUCCACCCUUCGAAUAUCAUUAUGAAUUUACUCAUAGAGUAUUAAUAGGCAUAAAAUCAAUGAAACAAAUUGGAAUCGUAUCAAUUCCCUACACGAUUUUAAUCUUGCAGUUGUCUGGCACUCUUUGAGAAACAAAGAUUAUAGAAGAUCGUUCUAGCGCGAAUAUUUGCUAGCCGUUAACCUUAUUAUACAAAUUAAGUAAAAAAAGAAUUUAAAAAUUAAUUUCAUAAUCGAAAUAUUUAAAGUUUCCAGCUUAUCAAUUAAGUAUAUUUCUCUCUUUUUUCUUUCAUUUCCCCCUUUUAAUCUUUUACCUAUUGCACACCAUUAAGUAUACAUAAGUUCCUGGCUUGAAUUGGUUAUUUUCUUUUUACUAGUUAACUUAAUAAAUAAUUGACUAUUCCUCUCUAUUUCAUGUAAUUUACAAGUGAAUGUUACAACUUUAUCGUGCAGAGUUAGAUAUUCUUCUCCCUUUCUAUUUUACUAUUUAAUUCGAUUACAUAUAGAGAUCACAUAUUGUCUUGUAUAACUUGAGAAAAGAUGUAUACGUCUUUAUACUAAAACUGAGGCAUAUUGCAAAACUCCCAUAAUACCCGAUUAUCCUUAUUUUGCGAUUUAUUCUAUUUGAACAUUCGUCUUCUAUUUCAGAUUUGAGGCUUCAUUGUAGUAUUCUAUAAGCCGAACUUCUAAAGGCUGAACAUGAGCUGCUUUAGUAUAAAUACUUGAUCUUCGUAAUUGAAUCCUGUUCGUCAAUGAUCUAACGUUGUUCUUUUUCACUUCUAAGGUUUUUUCCAGUUCUUUUAUUCAUUUUUCCGCACUAAAAGCACUAGAUUUAUUUGGGUUUACAGGUUCUUUUUUGAUGGUUAAGCGUCUCUAUUUGCUGACACACCAGAAUUCGGAUAUUCAUUUCCUGCACAAUCGAUGCUCCAAAGAACCUAUUGUACUUUUAAAAUAAUAAUUUGAAGUCGAUACAGCUUCACUCGAUUCUUUUAAGCUGACACUAACGCCUGAAAUGUCUAAAUCUAGUUCACUUUUACAAAGUUAUUCCUUCCUUCCUUAGCUCUGUCGCAAAAGAAUGUGGUGGUUUCUGAAUCGGAGGGAAGCUUAAUUAUUUUUCCAUUAUACUUUUUAUUGUCUUUAUAUGUCGCUUCAAGUGCUAAACACCCACGCAAUUAUCAUUCUUCUCAAGAGCUUCUUUGAGUUUUAUGUCAACUAUUUCACUUGUUCUAUCAAUAAUUUCUUUUCUGUUUGACAGUCUUUCAAAUCAUUCGCUGAUUGUAGUAAUUGAAAUUCUAGUUCUCUUCUGCCUCUGACUUCUGAUUGUAAUUGCUCUAAGGAAUGGUUAUGUGGCUACAACUAUAAGUUCUUGGAACACUAUUGUUCACGAAAAUCUUCUAUUUCACCCCUGACUUUGCCCAAUUUCUCGGUCAUUGCUUCCUUUUUCCUUCUGGCUGUAGGUCAAAUCAUUAAUGAAAUCGUUCCGAAUGUUCUCAAGCGUAUGCUAAAAUUUUAUUCAUUCUUAGUUUAAAGUUCCUCUUUAUUCACUAUAUCAUCCUUUCUUUUGAGGUUGUUUUUUCCACUUGUAUUCCUCAUCGCUACGAGCCCUAAUUAUUUCCACUUUGCACCUGUCUUCUUUCAACUAAACCUCUAAUCUUCAGUGUCUUAUUCUAACAUCACUUGUUUUUCUGUUUACUUAUACGUUGUACAAUAGUCUGAAUAUCUUCCCAUGUUCAUAUUUAAGUUUUCUCGUUUCUAUUGAUGAGAAGAAACAUGAUUCCUUUAAUCGAGUUAUAUAACUGUAUGUUCAUUUAAUUUCAUUAAACCUCUUUCCAAUUCAUUAAAUAGAUUGUAUAGAAUCAUUUCCAAGCAGCAUUCCUCUUCGUUAACUUUUUGAAGGCUUUAGUUAAGUAUCUCUCUAACUCUUGUAGCAACCUUCGAUAAACUGCAGACUAGGCCGAAAGAGUCACUUGUUGUCCUCGAAACUAUGCUAUUUUUUUUAUUGAACGUCGGUUGUUACUGUCCUCUAAUGUCGGAGAAUUUCUGCUAACUUCGACUUGCAUACACUCAAUUAAAUCUAUCAAAUGUUCACUAUUUCGCUCCAAGGCCAAUUUGUUCGCUUCACAUUUAUCGAGAAUCGAUCGUAUUUUAUCUAAAUCGCAUUUUAAAUUACAAUUCUCUUUAGUCUUCGAUUUAUUCUCUUGCAAGAUCUUCUCAAUAUCCUGUCUGCUCGUCAUAUUUUCCUCUACCAUUAAAUUAAGCUUGGUGUUCAUAACCUGAAAAUCCGAUUUAGCAGUUCCUAUCGUAUUAGCAGGAUUGUGUGACUUUUUUGUCUUUGAUCAGCAAUUUUUUCCAUCGAAACUAAGUUCCAUUGUCAUAUUUUACGAAUUUCAACGGAAUCUCUCUAAUAUCUUUAGCUCCUAUAAUCUUAUUCUUAAAAUCUUUAUUUAGCUUUUUUCGAGUCAGUUUCUUUUUAAGUGCGUUUGAUUUACUAUUAAAAUCUUUCAAAAAAGUGGCAAUUCAUAUUCUUAACUUUGCUUACUUGCUUUUUACUCUUUUUCAUUUCACUGCUUAAUUAUAUUCAUCAGUUUAAUCUUUUCAAAGCAUCACUUUUUAUAGCUUUCUAUCCAGUUCCGUGUUUUGUUUGGAAAUCGUGACUAAAUCUUGACUAGACAUUUU